AGGUUCGCAUUUGGAAGUCAUCGGCAUUCUAACCACGUGGGAUGUAGUGAAGUUGGAAUAGUGAAAUAGUUGCUUGGAAAUCUCUUUUCUGAUAUCCUCAAGAUGACGAAUGUCGGCAAAUCCACUCUUUCCAAGAAUGUCUUGCAAAUGAAGUUCAUGCAGAGAAGUGCCCUGCAGAUAGAGAAAGAGAAAACAGAAGAGGGGAAACAAAAAGUUAUAGAUGAUGAACAUUGGGUCCUAGAUUUACCUGAAACAGAACAAAAGGAAUCUAAAUACAUUAUUGAGGGCAAUAUUUCCCAUAUAGAGAGUCUACAGUUUGGACGAUUUUCAUUUAACGGCUGUAACCCAGAAGUGGAGAAGUUGAUGAAAUCCCACAACACAGAGAUGGAGCUAGAGGCGGCGGCAGCGAGGGAGGCUCAGAACUCGGUCAAUGAUCAGGAGAUGGCAGACAGAUACAAGUCUUUAUCACAAACCAUUGCCAAAAAAUUUGCCAAGAAGAGGAAACGAGCGGAGAUUGAUGAGUCGUUUGAUAAGGAGAGUUCUAUCGUAACGGUGGACGCGGGGACAUCUCAAAAGAACAAAAAGAAUGUAACGGUGGACGAGGGGACAUCUAAAAAGGAAAAAAAGAAAUCCUUAAAAAAAAAGUUCAUGAAGCCAAAAGAUGACUGAAAUAAAAACCAAGUGAAUCGUCUGCAGUAUAAAAACAGAUCUGUGGUCACCAGACACACAUCAGAGAUGAAUACAAGUUUGCAUCUGACAGAAUGAUCACUGCGUUUUAGGUUGGUUAUUUUUCAGAACAAAUUUUCUUCAAAAGGAAGAUUGUGAUGUAAGUUCUCUCCCUUUGAUGAUGAUUACAUACUAUAAUAUUUAAAUGAGGGAUGACCCAAAACUAAGAAUAUUCUAUUUCAAAAUCAAAGUGAAUAGACAGUGUCAAGACAAUAUUUCAAAGAAGUGAAGUUAAGUAAGCUACCAGAUUUUAAUUAAGCUAUCAAAUGAUCAUUUUCUUCAUAUCACGGUGUUCUAAAUCACAAAGGUUUGCAUGCAAAGUGAAAAAUUUGUGUCAUGAAAAUUUGGCAUAUCAAAAAAAGGGCAGAUCUUUUAAAAUUUAAUGUUUUAUGACUGAUAACUUUAUUUUAUGUUUUAUUGUAAUAUAUAAAACAUUGAUUAACUGAAAGAACAUGGCAUGUACAUGUAGGUAUCUAAUACCUAGUAUUAGAUGCAUCUAUUCAAUGAAGCUAGAUUAUAUAUUUGUACACAUUAAUGUAUUUUCAAAUAUUUUUAUAAUCUAUUGAAUAAGCUUGAAAUGAAUCAUGUGCCCCAUUAAUAAAAGAUUGUUUCUACAUUUAUAUGGAUAGAAAUAUAUAUCUCUACAUAUUUAUAGUGGGAAAAGUGAAAUGUAUGUUGUUAAUAUUGAUGUAUUGUUAAGUUUGAAUUUAUAAUAAAAAAUGUGAAAAAGAAA
This is a messenger RNA of Saccostrea cuccullata (small rock oyster), 1459 nucleotides long. Its product is annotated as M-phase phosphoprotein 6-like. Lineage: Eukaryota; Metazoa; Mollusca; Bivalvia; Ostreida; Ostreidae. The record is from RefSeq and is a predicted model, not a curated record. The transcript is spliced from 5 exons. Bases 103 to 669 code for a protein of 188 amino acids. Gene Ontology annotation, biological process: maturation of 5.8S rRNA.